AUGACAACGCUAGUGGAGUCACGGGGGCAGCGAGUGCAGAAGUUCUGCAUAAAAAAUGUCCUACCGCUGGGCUUCUUCGUUGCCCUGGUGAUCGCCCUCGCUUGGCCGGCGCCCGGGAAGGCGGUGGCGAAGCCGAAGGUUGACGACUACCGCAUCGUGCAAACCAUCAACGUCAUUGUCAUCUUCAUUAUCUCCGGCCUGACUCUAAAGACCGACGAUAUCAAGGAAGCCUUGAGCAAGGAGGGGAGAUGGGGUUACAUCUACGGGGUCGUAGCCAUCUUGGGGAUCACGGGCGCCGUGGGGUUCGUGGCUGCGGAGAUUCCCUUCGACGUGGAUGAGUUCUCCUACGGCUUGUCGGUGUUUUGCGUGGUGCCCACGACGCUGUCGUCUGGGGUGACCCUGGUCAUGAAUCAUCACUUGCUACGAAGUGUUGAGUGGUUCAGCCUCCACGGCGUUUCCCGGUGUUUCGUUGCUUUUUUCACGUCGUGCGCCCCCCCCUUCACCUUAUCGCCACAGGCUGGAGGAAACGAUGCCCUGGCGCUCCUCCUCACCGUAACAACCAACUUGCUCGGAGUUGUGACCGUUCCGUUUUACGUCAAGGGUGUGGUCAACGCCGGCGACGAUGCGUCCAUUGACCCGGUGGGCCUUCUCGUCAAGCUGAUCAUCAGUGUUCUGGUUCCGCUGGUGGUGGGAAAGGUUAUUAGAGAGGCAGUACCGGGGGCGAAGGCGUGGGUGAAGCGGUUCAAGGUGCGGCUGAGCCUGACGAGCAGCGCGAUGCUCAUCAUGGUGGUGUGGCAAACUUUGAGCAGGGCGCAAGACAAUUUGACUUCGGUGGCGUUCACGCAGAUCUUGUCUGUGAUUGCCUCGGGCAUCGGUCUGCAUUUAGUGUGA
Ectocarpus sp. CCAP 1310/34 is the source of this 891-nucleotide messenger RNA. The record is from the annotation of a GenBank genome assembly. Lineage: Eukaryota; Phaeophyceae; Ectocarpales; Ectocarpaceae.